GAUUUCUCAUAUUUGGGGACUAAAAUUAAACAUCACACUAAAAAAUUGAGAAGUGAGUAACAAACCACUGUGGUGGUCUGAAAUUAAGAAGAGCUGGGCUACAUUUUUUACUCAGUGUAAAUCAGGUCUCAGAUGGAAUACUGAGAUCCACCUGAGCUAGUACAAUGUGAAAUCUAUGAAGAAAACUUAGAUGGGGCAGGAAGAACAACCCCAAAUGUUGAGGGUUAGAGGAGUUGGCCCCUGAGAGGAGUCAAAACAUAGCAGGACAGGGGCAUGGAAUCCCCUGUCUGUGUAAUAAAUUCCUUAAACAAUUCUGCUGAGAGAUCACAUCCCAUAACUAAGUUGUCAUUGAUGUAACCCUACACAGCAUUCACCAGUAGAGACCUAAGCUCUCUUUGCAGCGGAAGCAUGGUUUUCUACCUAGGAAAACUGUAGGAAGUGCGGGAAACUCAAUGCUGAAUUGAGAAGGAAUGCAUUUGCUAGCCUGGCUCCUUUUUGUGUGUAAUGUCUCUCCCCCACUUGAUAUGUCCCUAGAGAAUCUGCUGAGGAGUCAAGGGAGUAGACAUGCAGUGGGUUGUUCAAUCCACACAGCAGUUCCAGAGGGUACUCUCAUUCAUCAUCUAUGCAACAUUUUCAAUUGCCUCCUGUGUGCCUGACAUCUCAGCCUCUAAAUUAUCUACAACCAGGGGGCUGGUUUUACAUGUGGCAGUUAUGUAAGGCUGUCCCUUGGUCAGUAUCAGAACUUUUGUGCAAGGUCUGAAAAGGGAACACCAGAGCCAGAUCCCAGAAAACACACACUGAGAGCAGCCAGAUGCAGAGCAGAAGCCCAGAGAGCCAAUUGCCACUCAUCUGCACAGCUGGACACAGACCUCACCUCACCAAGUUGGCAUUGCCUGUGGACAAAGUCAGGACGAUGACACAUGCACGGUCUGCCUCAGACUUCUAAUGGUGGACGAUCUAAUCACCAAAUCUGAGAUACUGCAUUUCCAUGCUUCCAGAAAACAGAUGUAGUGAGACAAAGAAAGGCACGAAGCAAACAGUGGGAUGUGCUUCUCAUUCCUGCAGGGAUGCACUGUAAAUUGCUGAUGGUGUGUAAGGGAGUCAUAUUUACCAGGAAAACACAGAUUGGAGUCUUAAAGAGGCUUCUAUUUCACUUCGGACCUUUUGUGCCAUCCGAAUUGUUUCUCUUAACAAAGAAGAAAAGCAGUGUCUGUUUUACAGGAAGAGUGAAAGAAGAUGAAUUAUAUUGUACCGCUUUCUAUAAAACUGAAUGAUGGAUACUUCAUGCCUACACUGGGGUUGGGCACCUCUGCUCCUGCUAAGGUUGCUAAAAGUAAGGUAGAGGAGGCCAUCCAGAUAGCAGUUGAUGUAGGCUACCGCCAUAUUGACUCUGCUUACAUAUAUCUAAAUGAAGAGGAGGUUGGGCGGGCCAUCCGGAAGAAGAUCGCCAACGGCACUGUGAGGAGAGAAGACAUAUUCUGUACCUCAAAGGUGUGGAGCACCUUUUUGCAUCCAGAAUUGGUCCAAAAGUGCCUGGAAAGAUCACUGAAGAAACUCCAGCUGAGCUAUGUGGAUCUCUACCUUAUUCAUUGCCCAAUGGCUUUAAAGCCUGGGGAGGAGAUUUUUCCAAAGGACACACAUGGAAAAAUUAUUUUUGACACCGUGGAUCUCUGUAGCACAUGGGAGGCCAUGGAGAAGUGUAAGGAUGCAGGAUUGGCCAAGUCCAUUGGGGUGUCCAACUUUAAUCGCAGGCAGCUGGAAAAGAUCCUGAACAAGCCAGGGCUCAAAUACAAGCCUGUCUGCAACCAGGUGGAAUGUCAUCUUUACCACAACCAAAGCAAACUACUGGAGUUCUGUAAGUCCAAGGACAUUGUCUUGACUGCGUAUGGUGCCUUGGGGUCUGACCCAGCCAAGGAAUGGAGGAAAAAGAACAGCCCAGUUAUCCUGGAGGAUCCAGUACUCAAUUCGGUUGCUGAAAAGCAUGGGCGAACUCCAGCCCAGGUAGCCCUGCGCUAUCAGCUGCAGCGGGGACUGGUGGUCCUGGCCAAGAGCUUCAGUGAGAAGAGAAUCAAGGAGAACUUCCAGGCUUUUGACUUCCAUUUGACACCAGAGGACAUGAAAACUCUAGAUGGCCUGAACAAGAAUAUGCGCUUUUUUGAAGAUGCUGAAUUUUUUUUUCACCCAGAUUAUCCAUUUCUUGAUGAGUAUUAACAACAGAGUCUGUGGUUGCUCCAGAGUUCUUUGAUUUUGGUUGACGAAUAGAGAACAUCUCAAGAAUGAGACGUCUAUCUGGUUUAUUCCAUAUUGCUUAGCUUGCUCAGUCACAAGCUGGCCCAAGUUCCCAAAUUAGGAAGUAGAAGUCUCUAAACCUACUUUUUAUUUCCCUAAAGAAAAUAAAGAUGUACUUUAAACAACCUAACCUACUGCCACUUUGACAUUUAUUUGCUUUUUUCUUUUCCUGUUUCACUGCGGUUGAAGUGCUGGCAUCCCUAGAAGUGAUCAUAGGGGAUGUGAAUCUCUCAAAACACGU
Molecule: messenger RNA, 2530 nt
Organism: Microcebus murinus (gray mouse lemur)
Lineage: Eukaryota; Metazoa; Chordata; Mammalia; Primates; Cheirogaleidae
Source: RefSeq, a predicted model, not a curated record